ACCAUAUACACAAACCGAUUGAUUAUUCUGUACACAUAUACCAUGGACGCCAUUUCAUUUCUGUUUCUGUGUUUCGUUUCCUUUCAUUUGGACGUAGUAGUAGCUCAACCAAGGAACUCCAACAUAACUCUGGGCUCAUCUCUCACACCCACAGGCCGAUCAGCAUGGCUAUCCCCUUCUGGUCUUUAUGGUUUCGGGUUUUAUCCCCAAGGUAAUGGCUUUGGUGUUGGGGUUUUUCUUGCCGGUGUUCCCCAACAGACGGUGGUUUGGACGGCCAACCGAGAUGAUGCUCCCGUUCCAAGCACCACUAGCUUGGUUCUUACCACCGAUGGAAGGCUCAUUCUUCGAUCACCCCAAGGACGAGAAGAAUCCAUCGUCAGCGAUUCUUCUCAGACAAUUGACGCAGCUGCCAUGCAUGACACCGGCAACUUCGUCCUCUUCAAUUCUGACCAUGACAUCAUAUGGGAGAGUUUCGAUUAUCCAACCACUACCAUUCUACCGAGACAAGUUCUGUCCGCCGGAAAGGAGUUGUUCUCUAGCUUCUCGGAAACUGAUCAGUCAAGGGGUAUAUUUCGUCUUAAGAUGCAGAACGAUGGAAACUUGGUGCAGUACCCCGUGGACACUCCAGACACAGCACCUUAUUCUUAUUAUUCAUCUGGUACAGAUGGUAGGGGAGAUAAUGUAACCCUGAAUCUCGAUAAUGAUGGCCUUUUGUACUUGCUAAACUCCACAGGCUACAACAUAAGGAGUCUAACUCGAGGAGGGUAUGAAACAAAUAGAACAAUUUAUCUGAUGAAAAUUGAUCCCGAUGGCAUUUUCCGACUCUAUUCUUAUGGACUUAAUCAAAAUGGGAAUAGAUCGGUUAUAUGGUCGAGUACAGAUGACAAGUGUGCACCCAAGGGUCUAUGUGGACUUAAUGGCUAUUGCGUUAAUCUAGAUGAGCAAGUUGAUUGUAGAUGUCUUCCAGGAUUUGUUCCGGUUAUGGAAGGAAACUUUACCGCUGGCUGCCAAAGGAAUUCGUCCAGCGACAGCUGCAAAAACAAUGACGGAAGAAUCCGAUAUAUCAUUCAGGCAGCAGAAAACACCGUGUGGGAAUAUACAGGAUAUUCUGAAUUGUCUUUGAGAACCAGAGAAGAAUGUGAGAUGGUAUGUUCCCAGGACUGCAACUGUGACGCUGCCAUGUUCAAGGAUGGUAAAUGCAACAAGCAAAGGCUUCCUUUGAGAUAUGGGAGAAGGGAUCUCCAUGAUUCAAACGUGGCUUUGAUCAAGGUAGGUAUAAUAUCUUUAUCCAAUGAGUCAAGAAAACAUGAAGAUGAUGAUGUGGUUAAAGAUAGAAAGGGGGAGACUCAUAGAGACAUUCUUAUCAUUGGUCUUUCACUGACUGGCUUCUCGAUCACGGUGCUGGUAAUUUCCGUGGCUUUGAUUCAUAGGAGCCGUGUUUUCAGAUACAAAAGGUUUUCUGCAGACGGUGACUUGAGAUUGUGCGAGAACGUUGCUCCUAUUUCAUUCAGUUUUGCAGAAAUUGAGCAGAUGACUAAUAAUUUCCAGGAAGAAAUCGGGAAAGGAGCAUUCGGUACUGUUUACAAAGGGACGAUGACGAUCGAUGGAUCCAAGGUUGUUGCAGUGAAGAGAUUGGACAAUAUAUCGACUCAAGGAGAACAAGAGUUUCAAAACGAGAUGCAAAUCAUCGGAAGAACUCAUCACCGGAACUUAGUUCGACUACUAGGCUAUUGCCAUGAUGGAGCAAAUAGGCUGCUGAUAUACGACUAUAUGAUCAAUGGAUCACUCGCGGACGUACUCUUCACACCCGACACACGACCGGACUGGAACGAGAGAGUCAAAAUUGCUCGCAACAUAGCUCGAGGUCUCCUCUAUCUUCACGAAGAAUGCGAGACACAAAUAAUCCAUUGCGACAUCAAAUCACAGAACAUACUAAUCGACGAGAACGGACAAGCAAAGAUAUCCGAUUUCGGAUUGGCCAAGCUGCUAAAGCCAGACCAAACCAAGACCUUCACUGGGAUCAGAGGAACAAGGGGGUACGUUGCACCGGAGUGGCACAGGAAACUCCCGGUGACGGUGAAAGCAGACGUUUAUAGCUUCGGAGUUGUGUUAUUGGAGAUCAUAUGUUGUCGACGGAGCGUGAACUGGAGCCUUGGUGAUGAAGAAGCGGUGCUUGAAGAAUGGGUGUACGACUGUUAUCAAGCAGGGGAAGUAUGGAAGAUAGUAGGGGAAGAAGAAGAAGUGGAUAUGAAACAACUUGAAAGGAUGGUUAGCGUAGGGCUAUGGUGUAUACUGGAUGAGCCAACGCUGCGCCCAUCGAUGAAGAAGGUGUUGUUGAUGUUGGAAGGGACGGUUGAAAUCCCAAUGCCUCCAUGCCCAACUUCAUUUUUCAGUGCUAUGUAAACUGUGUGUAUCUGCUUUGGAAUUUCAUGUUUAUUAUGUAUAUUUGUUGAAAUGUUUUCCUUUGCAAUAAAUCAAGCUUUUCUUGUUUUUACA
Hibiscus syriacus is the source of this 2496-nucleotide messenger RNA. RefSeq names its product G-type lectin S-receptor-like serine/threonine-protein kinase LECRK3. The transcript has a single exon. The record is from RefSeq and is a predicted model, not a curated record. Gene Ontology annotation, molecular function: protein serine/threonine kinase activity; ATP binding. The coding region runs from base 43 to 2403 and encodes 786 amino acids. Gene Ontology annotation, biological process: recognition of pollen; protein phosphorylation. NCBI's taxonomy places the organism in Eukaryota, Viridiplantae, Streptophyta, Magnoliopsida, Malvales, Malvaceae.